Kockovaella imperatae is the source of this 1709-nucleotide messenger RNA. RefSeq names its product glycosyl hydrolase family 88-domain-containing protein. Gene Ontology annotation, biological process: carbohydrate metabolic process. The transcript has 5 exons. NCBI's taxonomy places the organism in Eukaryota, Fungi, Basidiomycota, Tremellomycetes, Tremellales, Cuniculitremaceae. The record is from RefSeq and is a predicted model, not a curated record. The coding region runs from base 74 to 1648 and encodes 524 amino acids.
AAAGAAAGAACCACGAAGACGCAAGCAUACGUUCAUCUCGCACUAUCCAAGAGCUCUUCCAACUGAAAAGAGGAUGUCACGAGUGACCAGCUUCCAUAAAGUCUCAGGGCCGCUCACGAUUCCUCGAGCGGAAGUCCUGGUGGAGAGGCUGACAAAAGCCCUUGUCGAACUGAAGGACGAGCAGGAUCUGCACAGCUCCGAAGGAUCGACUGGCGUGAAGCAUGAUAGUAAAACUUGGGCCGGUUGGGAUUGGCCUCAAGGCGUAGCUCUGACGGUCCUGUAUCAACAUUACCUCCUGGAUCCCAGCUCGAAAGGAUCUCAGCUGUCGCUUAAGACUGCAGUCGAGUGGUUCGAAGCUCAAUGGGAGCUCACAAGCGGCAGCGGCGCUCCGAAACAUGUCAACUCUAUGGCUGCGAUGUACUGCCUCGCUUCCUUGCUACAAGAUGGAAAGAUCGAGGAUACAGACGGAAAGUGGAUCAAGUGGUGUACGGAAUGGGCCGAAUGGAUCAUGAACGACAUGCCUAGGACGGUCGAUGGUGGAUUCCAGCAUAUCGUACACGACAAGGAGAACAAGGAUCAACUAUGGGACGAUACGCUCUUCAUGGCUGUUCUUCCAUUGACUCGAAUAGGUCUGCUACUGGAUCGAACGGAAUACAUCCAAGAAGCGGCUUAUCAGCUUGUUCUCCACAUGAAGUACCUGAGCGACCCCUACACUGGACUAUGGACGCACGGCUGGCAAUUCCAAGGCGAGUCAGGUGGACACCACUUUGCCAAGUCCUUUUGGGCUAGAGGUAACGCCUGGGUGGUAUACGGUAUUCCACUGUUCCUUGAGAUCGCAGGAGAUGUUCUCCCGGAAGAUGAUCCCGCUCGUCGAAUGGUAGUCAACGAAUAUAAAAGGCUUGUGAAUGCGUUGGCACCACUUCAGGACACCAGGACGGGUCUAUGGCACACUCUUCUGGACGAUCGAACGACGUAUCUUGAGACGAGUGCAAGUGCUGGGAUCGCAGCUGGAAUCUUCGCAGGUGUCAGGCUGGGAGUGCUCAGCGCUCGCAAAUACCUACCUAUGGCCAAUGCGGCUUUGGUGGGAGUGACGGGCAAGAUACUCCCUAAUGGGGAGGUCGAUGGUGUCUCGAGUGUUACACCUAUGGGUGAAGAUUUCACUCAUUAUCGUGAAAUCCCCAUCACACCGAUGCCCUAUGGACAAGCGCUAGUCAUGGCCGCCUUGGUUGAAUGGGAAAGAUUGUACGCUCUGGACGAAGCGCCUCAUAAGCAUUCCUCUACAAUCCCGGGAUCCCCUGUUUCCCCUGUCACUCCCACAUCUCCGGUCUCGCCUGUUUCGCCUGUCUCACCCAUCUCUCCAACGUCACCCACCGCGCCUCCCAUUCUCCGACAAUACACUGCUCCGCUAGAUCUUCCCGGUCGAUACCCUACGGAACACGAGAUCAGAGAGAGGGAAGAGGCCGAACGUCGGUCGCGAGAACCUACCGCGACGGCAGAGAGUCCUGCAGAACCCGUCAUGGAUCACACCUUGUCCACUCAAUUCGGAAGGACUGUAGCUGUCAUUGAGCCCGGAGGAAAUGAGGAUAGUGUUCCUGGUGGUUCUAUCCUCGCCCAAGUAGAGAAUGCAAGGAACCAGGAGACACAAUAGAUAUGACCCUUAGACACGUCGCAGUGGACAAUAUGCAUUUCCACCACUCGACUAAGAGCUC